Aspergillus caelatus is the source of this 900-nucleotide messenger RNA. RefSeq lists its product as uncharacterized. The coding region runs from base 1 to 900 and encodes 299 amino acids. NCBI's taxonomy places the organism in Eukaryota, Fungi, Ascomycota, Eurotiomycetes, Eurotiales, Aspergillaceae. The record is from RefSeq and is a predicted model, not a curated record. The transcript has 3 exons.
AUGAGACACCGCAUCAGCAAAACGCACAAAACGGAGAAGAUAGAGGUGGAAUUCAUCAAUCAGUCUAUGGAUCGGCUUAAUCUGCCCAUCAACACGGAUGAGCUAGCCAGACAGGCUUUUGUCCAUAUCUUUCGCGAGCUUAAGCUUUCCCCCAGUUCAGAUGCCGAAGAAAAACAGGUGUGGAUGGUUGAUCAGGAGAGUAUGAGCGUUCAGAUGCCGGAACAUUUUGAGCAACUGAUGACCGACAUUGCCACUGGAUUCUUUACUGAAGAUUCCAACUCAAGCUCAAUUCGACCCAAAGUGGACUGGGUUCUGUUGCAGCUGUCGGCUAUCGUGAGGAGGAAGAAGGAUCAACUUUACGCUGAUUCACCGCCGCCCAGUCAUCACAUUCGCGAAGCACCGUACUGGUAUUUCAAGACAACAAUUACUGGGUCUGAUGAUCUAGCUUUGAAGGCAUCGGUGGACUACGUUCUGUGGUAUGGCGCACGUGGAGAUUGGGACACAAACUUGGUAGUAGUUCGAAGCAGCAGUCUACUAGAUGACGAAUCCUGGGCAGCCCUUCCGAGCAUGUGGAUUGUUUACGCCGCCCGAAAAGCAAGGAAGUAUAAGGGUGGCAUCUAUGGAGUCUAUACCGAUGGCCACACUUGGACCUUCUUGCACCUCAGCGACAGGGGCCGUAUAUCCAAACGUUGUCUGGUAUGGGAUGAGAACAAACAGGAAGUAAUCGCCCAACUAUACAAGAUUAUCGGGCAGGCUUUCGACCUCCACAGAGCGCGAGAGCAGGACCCGGACGCUCGGGAGCGAAUGAGUCAUGAAUGUUUCUCCUGGAAUGAGGAUAGGGAGAGCUCUGACGAUAAUUGUCGUGAUGAUGAUGGUGAUAUAGCUCCUGAGGGUUGGUGA